AUGUCGGAGAAGGCACCACAAGUACUGGGCGGCACGCGUCCCAACGUCGACGAGCGCUUCCACUUGAACAACGUGGACGGGAGAGAAACUCGACCGUCGAUUUUCACGCUGCAAGCCGAAGACGAUGUGCCGGAGGUGACGACUAUGGAGAGUCUCUGUAUGAACUGCCACGAAGACGGCACGACGAAGCUGCUGCUGACGAUGAUCCCGUACUUUCGUGAAGUAAUCCUGAUGUCGUUCGAGUGUGACCAUUGCGGUAUGAAGAACAGUGAGGUGCAGUUUGGCGGCAAGGUGCAGGAGCAGGGCGCCAAGAUCGAGCUGGAGCUCACGGAACAGGAGGACCUGAACCGUCAGUUGAUCAAGGCCGACGCGGGCUCGAUCUACUUUCCGUCACUGGACUUUGAGAUCCCUCGUGAGACGCAGCGAGGCAGUAUCAAUACGGUUGAAGGCUUUCUUCAGAAUGCUAUUGGCGGACUACGUAAGAACCAGGAACAUCGUCGAGAGACUGACCCAGAGACGACCGAGAAGAUCGAUGACUUUAUUGUGAAGCUUGCUAUGAUGGCGACAGGAAGUACGCUCCCGUUCAAGGUCGUGCUGGACGAUCCGUCUGGUAACUCCCACAUUGAGAACCCGCACGCGCCUGCGGCUGACCCCAAGAUGAAGGUUUCGCACUACUACCGUUCAGAGCAGCAGGACCUGGACUGUGGACUGCAGCCUGAUAUGUCUCACGAUGCACCGACACAGACUCCGCGUGUCCUGCCGCACCGAAAUGAAGGCCUGGACAAGUUUGUCGAGGAAGCGAAUAUCGCGAAGAAGGAGGUGAUCCAGAUCCCAGCCAACUGCUUCGCUUGCCAAGCACCCGGGUUCUCGUGCAUGUGCAUGACGGACAUUCCUCACUUCAAGGAGGUGAUCAUCAUGUCCUUCAACUGUGAAGCAUGUGGUUUCAAGACGAACGAGGUGAAGGCUGGUGGCGCCAUUCCACCUCAGGGCGAGCGCAUGACGCUCAAGGUGGAUGUCAGCAAGGACCCGGACGCAUUGGACCGCGACAUUCUAAAGUCCGACUCGGCGUGUGUCAACAUUCCCGAGAUUGAGCUCGAGAUGGCACAUGGUUCGCUCGGUGGACUGUACACGACUCUAGAGGGAUUGCUCAGCAAGAUUCGUCAAAACAUUGAAGAAGGGAACCCGUUUGCUAUUGGUGACAGUGACGGCGGUCGCUCACUGCUGAACGCUUGGCUAGCUCGUCUUGAUGCUUUGAAGCAUGGGUCGAAGCCGUUCACGCUUAUCCUGGAAGACCCGCUGGCCAACAGCUUCAUUUACUCGCCGUAUGGCAGUGCUCACGAUGAUCCGUACAUGACAGCCGAGAAGUUUACGCGGUCAGAGUACGAGGACGACGUGCUGGGAAUCACUGAUAUGAAGGUAGAAAACUACUCGGCAGACACUGGACUGGGCAGCAUUACUGAAGACGAGGACAAGCCUGCUGAAGUGAUUCGUAGUGACAAGGAGACAAUGGGUGGUGGGCAGGCUAUUGACCCGUCCAAGUACCACCCGAACCCGUCGGCUGUCAUGGAGGUGCGACAGCAGCAGCAGCAGCAGCAGCAGCAACAAACACAGUGA
Molecule: messenger RNA, 1614 nt
Organism: Peronospora matthiolae
Lineage: Eukaryota; Oomycota; Peronosporomycetes; Peronosporales; Peronosporaceae
Source: the annotation of a GenBank genome assembly